This is a messenger RNA of Xyrauchen texanus (razorback sucker), 2104 nucleotides long. RefSeq names its product aldehyde dehydrogenase 3 family, member A1 (gene aldh3a1). Bases 101 to 1573 code for a protein of 490 amino acids. Gene Ontology annotation, cellular component: cytoplasm. The transcript is spliced from 10 exons. The record is from RefSeq and is a predicted model, not a curated record. Gene Ontology annotation, molecular function: aldehyde dehydrogenase (NAD+) activity. Lineage: Eukaryota; Metazoa; Chordata; Actinopteri; Cypriniformes; Catostomidae. Gene Ontology annotation, biological process: aldehyde metabolic process.
UUUGUGCGCCCCCCUCCUCGACGUCACAAUACUGGAGCCGUCACAGACAGACUCAACAUUUUUGGAAUCAAAAAGAAAUAUAUGAUUCAGGUCUGAACUAAUGGAGAUGCAGGUAGUGGAUGGGGCUAGGGAGGCCUUCCAGUCAGGCAGGUCCAGACCCCUGGAAUACAGAAAACAGCAGCUCAGAGCCCUGCACCGGCUUAUCACUGAACACCAAGCAGACAUUGCACAAGCUCUAAAACAAGACAUCAACAGGAGUAUGUAUGACACUUCACUCUUUGAGCUGAUUGGUCUUGAGAAUGACAUCAAGUUGGCUGAGAGUAAUCUGGCUGACUGGGCAGCUCCUCAGCCUGUGAAGAAGAACCUCAGUACUGCUGUUGAUGAUGUUUACAUUAAGCCUGAACCUUUGGGUUUGGCGCUGAUAAUUGGAGCCUGGAACUAUCCUUGGGCUCUCACUCUGCAACCCCUCAUUGGAGCUAUUGCAGCAGGCAAUGCAGCUGUGGUGAAGCCAUCAGAGCUGAGUGAGCACUCUGCCAGACUUCUGAAAGAACUGCUUCCUCAGUAUCUGGAUAAGGAGAUGUAUCCAGUGGUGACAGGAGGGAUUCCAGAGACUCAGGAACUUUUGAAGCAGCGUUUUGACCACAUCUUCUAUACUGGAAACAGCACAGUGGGGAAACUGGUUAUGGAAGCAGCUUCUCGGCAUCUCACUCCAGUGACUUUAGAACUGGGUGGAAAGAGUCCCUGUUAUAUUGAUAAGAACUGCGACAUUGCUGUGGCAUGCCGGCGAAUAACUUGGGGGAAGUUUGCAAAUUGCGGCCAGACCUGCAUUGCACCUGACUACAUCCUGUGUGAGCCGAGCAUCCAAGACAGGAUUGUUGAGGAAAUUCGAAAUACGCUACGGGAGUUCUACCCUGAGGACCCUAAAACCUCUCCAGAUUAUGGCCGUAUCAUUAACACACAUCACUUUGACAGAGUAAUGGCUCUGAUGGAGGGAUGUACAAUUGCUCUUGGAGGAGAGAGUGAUAGGUCACAGUGUUACAUAUCUCCCACAGUCCUACAGAAUGUUUUGCCCCAUUUCAGAAUCAUGCAGGAAGAAAUCUUUGGACCUCUGCUGCCUAUUGUCACUGUUAAUGAUUUGAGUGAGGCCAUACAUUUUAUCAAUGGAAGGGAAAAGCCCUUGGCACUCUAUGUGUUUUCCUAUGAUAAAAAGGUAAUUAACCGAAUGUUAAUGGAAACUACCAGUGGAGGAGUGACUGUUAAUGAUGUUAUGAUGCACUAUACUCUUAAUUCCUUACCUUUUGGAGGAGUGGGAAACAGUGGAAUGGGUCGAUACCAUGGCAAACACACCUUCGACCAGAUGAGUCACCAUCGUUCCUGCCUCAUCAAGUCUUUUGCCAUGGAGAGUUUGAAUGACGCCCGCUACCCCCCACUAUCAGUAGCCCGGGUGCGCAAGGCCAAGCUUGUCUUGCAGACUCGGUGGUGCAGUUGUUGUAGUGGCAUGUGUGUGUGGGCCGUCAUCUCCACCGUAGUGGCUGUCGGUCUUCUUAUUGCCUUACUGGUUGUGUUGCUAUAGGUAAAGGAUUUUACUGCCUAUUAUAGUAUGGCAUUGUGAAAUUCUUGAUUCUGAUUGGUUAGAACACAUUCCAAGGGGCUGAUUUGUUUUUUCAAGAAAAUUAAUUGGGGGUAUAAUAAGGUAGUUCUAGGAACAAGGGAGUUUUAGGGGUAAAAACCUGAAAAAUGUCUCAAGAUAAACACAUGUACAUUGGUUAACCAUGUUAAAAAUUAACCACUUUUCUUUGUUUAUACAUUUUCUGUGGGAUAAUUUGCAGUUUUUCAGAAAUGGCAUAUGAUUGAAUUAUAUUUCCCAACAGAAUUGCUUAAUAACUGAAUUUUCCAGGGCACUAACAAUGCAUGAUUGUUCAUAAACAAUGUUCCCUCCCACUUCCACAGGGGAUUCCAAUUUAAAGUAGAUCCCCUUGUCUGAAGAGCAGCUGUUCAAGUUUAUUAUUGUAUUUGAAUGUUCUGAUUCAGUAACAACAUUUUGUUCACUGUAAAACUAUGUAUAUUUUUCAGUACUUUGAAAAUACAAAGUCGCCUACUUUUU